UUUUAUACUUUUAUUGUAUUAUUUCUAUUCUGACUAUUGUUAUUUUCUCUUAUUGUUUGUUGUUAUUCACUUAACAAUAAGACACAAUUCCUCCUUGAAGAUAAUCGAUGCAUCUGAUUGGCUCUCCGUGUGUUCGUGCAGAAGAAGCUGGCGGCGGAGCCGGACUACACCGACGUGUCGUUGUCGGCGGCGGAACGCGUGCGAGCGCUCGGGAAGAUGGGGAGCAGCGUGGAGCUCAACGAGGACGUUGCUCCCAGAAGAUACCUCCGCUCUGGAGUGGAGAUGGAGCGCAUGGCGGAGGUUUACCUUCAGGAGGGGAGUCUGGAGAACGCCUAUGUCCUCUACACCAAGUUCAUCACUCUGUUCGUAGAGAAGCUGCCCGCUCACAGAGACUAUCACAACUGCAGCCUUCCAGAGAAGCAGCUCAUCAUGAAGAAACUUCAGGAAGUUGCGUUUCCUCGUAAAGACGAGUUGAAGAAACGUCUUCAGGAGAAAUACAGCAGGGAACACACCGAGUACCUCAGAGCCCAGAGCCAGGCGGCGGCAGUGGCGGUGGAUGUGUGUGGUCAUCAGCUGCAGCGUCUCUCCCUAUUGGGCGAGGACAGGAGGCGUGGCCUCUUAUUGGAGGAGCGGCAGCGUGUCGCUGCCCUGCGACGCAUGCAGAUCGAAUCGGAGCAGUUUCGCUACUUCGAGGACCAGUUGAGGCGGCAGGAGCUGGCCAAUCGGAGAGGAGAGGAGGAGGAGCCUAAGGUGGAGACCAAAGUGCCUGAGGUGACGGAUGGCUCCUGUCUGUCUCGGCAGCCAAUCAGA
Molecule: messenger RNA, 810 nt
Organism: Anarrhichthys ocellatus (wolf-eel)
Lineage: Eukaryota; Metazoa; Chordata; Actinopteri; Perciformes; Anarhichadidae
Product: AMSH-like protease
Exons: 5
Biological process (GO): protein K63-linked deubiquitination
Cellular component (GO): endosome; membrane
Molecular function (GO): K63-linked deubiquitinase activity
Source: RefSeq, a predicted model, not a curated record